AGAUCUUCGGCCUUAAGGCCCAUUAACUGAGUUUAUUGAUUUUAGAAAUUCAUGCAAUCCGUUUAGGCAAAGCCCACUAAGAGCAAAGCCUACUUAUAAAUGGAGAUGACCUAGGGUUUCGGUUUUGCACAUCACUCUUGCUGUCCGUUUGCAGAAAAUCCUAGCUUUUCGUGAACUCAUCUGAGAUGGGCGAGGAUGUUAAAAGUGGGGUCAUAGUCCCCGAGUCUGUAUUGAAGAAGCUGAAGAGGGCUGAGGAAUGGUCCCUAGCAAGCACGAAAGAGCAAGAAGAAGCCAAGAAGAAGAAAGCUGAAACUCGAAUGUUGAUUUGCCAAAGAGCGAGGCAGUACUCACAGGAGUACGAGGACCAGGAGAAGGAGUUAAUUAUGCUGAAACGUGAAGCGAGAUUGAAGGGUGGAUUUUAUGUGGACCCUGAAGCAAAACUUUUGUUCAUUGUUAGAAUUCGGGGUAUUAAUGCCAUGCACCCGACAACUAAGAAAAUUCUUCAGCUUUUGAGAUUGCGUCAGAUCUUUAAUGGGGUCUUUUUGAAAGUUAACAAAGCUACAAUGAACAUGCUUCACAGAGUCGAGCCAUAUGUCACCUAUGGGUACCCCAACCUUAAAAGCGUGAAAGAGUUGAUCUACAAGCGGGGUUUUGGAAAAGUUAACAAGCAGAGAAUUGCUUUGACUGACAAUUCCAUCAUUAAUCAGGUAUUGGGCAAGUAUGGGAUAAUCUGCAUGGAAGAUCUUAUCCAUGAGAUUUUGACUGUGGGACCCCAUUUUAAGGAGGCCAACAACUUUUUAUGGCCAUUCCAACUGAAAGCACCAUUGGGUGGAUUGAAGAAGAAGAGGAAUCACUAUGUUGAAGGCGGUGAUGCUGGUAAUCGUGAAAAUUUCAUUAAUGAGCUCAUUAGGAGGAUGAACUAGGCUUAUUUGGUGUUCAGAUUUUGCUUAAAUGAUUUUUGACCGUGACCAGUUCUUUAACUGGAUUUUUGCAGUUUGUUUUAGACAUGAACCUCCAAAUAAAAACAAGUUUUUAUUUCUUUUA
This is a messenger RNA of Salvia miltiorrhiza (redroot sage), 1044 nucleotides long. Its product is annotated as 60S ribosomal protein L7-2-like. Gene Ontology annotation, cellular component: cytosolic large ribosomal subunit. Lineage: Eukaryota; Viridiplantae; Streptophyta; Magnoliopsida; Lamiales; Lamiaceae. The transcript has 7 exons. The record is from RefSeq and is a predicted model, not a curated record. Gene Ontology annotation, molecular function: structural constituent of ribosome; RNA binding. Gene Ontology annotation, biological process: maturation of LSU-rRNA from tricistronic rRNA transcript (SSU-rRNA, 5.8S rRNA, LSU-rRNA). The coding region runs from base 186 to 923 and encodes 245 amino acids.